Molecule: messenger RNA, 2856 nt
Organism: Xiphophorus maculatus (southern platyfish)
Lineage: Eukaryota; Metazoa; Chordata; Actinopteri; Cyprinodontiformes; Poeciliidae
Gene: paqr3a
Product: progestin and adipoQ receptor family member 3
Exons: 8
Coding region: 98-1147 (349 amino acids)
Cellular component (GO): membrane
Molecular function (GO): signaling receptor activity
Source: RefSeq, a predicted model, not a curated record
GGGGUCCUUUAAUUCUGAUGGCGUCUUAGUGAAGAUGUUGUGAAUAAUUUUAUAUACUUUUUUAUAUGUUUAAUUUAAUGCUCAUAAAUCUGUACAAAUGCGUAGCUCGUAUUUUAAGCCGCAAAAUGGCUCCAACUACAAAUACACAAAGUUAAAAGCUUCGAGUCAGUUUAAAACUGACUCACCUAGCAAGUCAGUUGCAAUGUCCCAGAAACCCCAGAAAAAUGCCCAAACUGCACAUUACAUCGAGCUGGGAGGUUACCAGUACUGGCCUGUACUGGUGCCCAGAGGCAUCAGACUGUACACGUACGAACAGAUCCCGGUUUUCCUGAGAGAAAAUCCAUACAUCACAGACGGAUACAGAGCCUACCUGCCAUCCAGGCUGUGCAUCAAGAGCCUCUUCAUCCUAUCCAAUGAGACGGUGAAUAUCUGGAGCCAUCUGUUGGGCUUCCUGCUCUUCUUCUGCAUCGGCGUGUACAACAUGGCGUCGGUGCUGCCCUCCAUCCAUGCCUCCAAGGAGGAUUACGUCAUCUACUCCAUCGGGCUGUUCUGCUUCCAGCUGUGCAUGCUCUGCUCCGUGGGUUACCACCUGUUCUGCUGCCACCGCUCGGAGAAGACCAGCCGCCGCUGGAUGGCGCUGGACUACGCCGGCGUUUCCAUCGGCAUUCUGGGAUGCUACGUUCCAGGAGUGUUUUACACUUUCUACUGUAACAAUUACUGGCGGCAGGUUUACCUGGUGACGGUCCUGGCCAUGAUCCUGGCCGUCUUCUUCGCCCAGAUCCAUCCUCUCUACCUCAGUAAGCAGUGGAAGCAGCUGCGCUCGCUCAUCUUCUGCUCUGUGGCCGGCUACGGCCUCAUCCCGACGCUCCACUGGAUCUGGAUCACCGGAGGAUUCUCCUCACAGCUCGUGCAGGCUUUUGUUCCACGGAUCCUUGGGAUGUACUUCAUCGCAGCGUUGGCGCUUAUUUUUUAUGUUUCUAAGGUUCCAGAGCGAUAUUUCCCAGGCCAGCUGAACUACCUGGGCUCCAGCCACCAGGUGUGGCACCUGCUGCUGGUUCUGAUGUUCUACUGGUGGCACCAGUCGUCGGGUUUCAUCAUGGCGUACAGACACAGUCAGCCGUGUCCCGCCGCUCCUCAGCACACUUAGUUCACGACGCAACACGCCCAGUUUCUGAACGAAUGACCUUUGACCCGGUGGCUUGCAUUUUACCUGCCUGAUGGUCAGUGGCGCUGCAGCACAGGAAACGAGGUGACAUGAAUGCAUCAUAAAAAUCCCCAACAGGAACAAAUUAACAGGAAGCUCCUGAACUUCCUGGUUCUCCAAGUGCCUGUAAAUGAUGUAGCAUCAAAUGUUUCUGAAUGGGGAAACUUAAAUCUGCAGAUUUUUUGAUAUUUGAUGUUUUAACAAUAUCAAGAAGCAAAAAGUGAGCAUGUUAAAGCAAUUAAAACCCCAAAGACUUGUUGUUCAGCAGCUUCUUUCAGAACUGUUAAUCAGAUUUGUAUGUUUUAUUUGGGAUUUAGUCGAGGUUCUUAAGCUCAUAUUAGCAGGGAGUAAUGAGCAGCUCCGCCUCUAGAGGUCACUACUGAGACACAACAGUGAUUUAAGUGGCAGUAUUAAAACUACAUUCUCUGUCCUUUUAUAUUCAUUGUUAUAAUCUUGUAUUUGGUUCAUAUGUGAGGAUUUUUUUGGGAGCAGACAAGAGAAAAAAAAAUCAGUGUUUUCAGAUGUAAUACUGUAAAAUAUGAUGUUCUAGCUCCCUUAGGGUGAUGUGCAAUGUUUUACUGUUUUAGUAUUUCAAAUGACUUCAUUCCAAAAUGCAGCACCUACAUGUUAAACCAGCUUUUAUGUACAUUACAUGAAUGUUUUAUCUAUUAAAACAUUUGAUUAUAUUUAGACUUCAAAUUUGACCUCAGCAAAACUAUAUAUAUAUAUAUAUAUAAAAAACGCUAUAUUAGCCUCCUAAUUAUAAAUCAGUUCUUAGCCUUAAAACAAACCAUCAGAUCUUCAGAGGGGCUUACAAACAGGUUUUUGUUUUAGGGUUUUCUACAAUGACAGAAGAGUGCAAACGCACAAGACACUGGCUGUUACAAACACAUAAAAUGGAAGCAAAAACCUUUAAAUCAACAAAAUAAAUGCAAAUGAAAAAUGUUCCCACCUACAGGAAAUGGAAACAAAAUGGAAAAAUUCCUUAAAAACAUAUUAAUAUGAAUUUAGAAGCUUUUCUAAAUAUGAAAAGCUGUAAACCUUCUCCAUAAAAACAAAAGUGCUCCAGACCACUAGGUGGAGUAUGGAGUAGGUGAUUUUUACAUACGUUAAUCCUGAUGUUCAAUGGUCUUGUAAAAGACUGCAUUUUUCAAAAAGUAUAACACUCUCUUUUUUUCUGCACAUCCCAUCUUUACUCUGCAUUUGGUCCAAGAUGAUUUGUCUCCCCCUAGUGGUCUGGAGGACUUCGAUUUUGCAGCACAAGUUUGCAGCAUUUAUGUUUGCACCAUUGUAGUUUUACCCAAAACAGAAACAUUAUCGGUUUCACGAUUAUAAAUGAAAACCUUUGGUGAUGGAGGCACACAAGAUAUUUGGAGGAGGAGGUUAGACAAUUACUUGAAGCCUUAAAAAGGAGAAUAAGUCACUACACUCUUCAUUCAUGCAGAUUUUUUAGUAAAUAUUUUCCCUUAACAUUUUUAAAGACUUAUAGUGAUUAAGUUAAAUGGCAGUGGACUCAUUUUGGGAUGAAAUUUGAUAUCGUUUUUAAAUUAUUAAUGGACUUAACUGUACUGUUUGUACAUUUGUCUUUUAUAUCUGCGACUUGUAAAUGAGACCUUUUUUUCCAUUUUGGUUAUUAAAAGAGAAGCUGGGUA